This is a messenger RNA of Nematocida parisii ERTm1, 1155 nucleotides long. Its product is annotated as flap endonuclease 1-B. The record is from RefSeq and is a predicted model, not a curated record. NCBI's taxonomy places the organism in Eukaryota, Fungi, Microsporidia. Gene Ontology annotation, molecular function: DNA binding; 5'-flap endonuclease activity; 5'-3' exonuclease activity. The transcript has a single exon. The coding region runs from base 1 to 1029 and encodes 342 amino acids.
AUGGGAAUAUGCAAGCUAACUGAGCUAUUAAAAGAAAAAGCACCAAAGUCAAUAAGAAACACGCAAAUAGAAAAGUAUCGAGGGUGGAAGGUUGCAAUUGAUGCAAGCAUGAUAUUAUAUCAGUCUCUUGUGGCAAUAAGAUACGGAAUGGACAACUUAAAAAACAAGAAUGGAGAGACAACUGCACAUAUAUAUGGAAUAUUCUACAAGACCAUAAAUCUUCUUGAGAAGGGAAUAAUUCCUGUGUACAUAUUUGAUGGGCAGCCGCCAGAGCUAAAGGAAAACACUCUAACAGAAAGAAGAAUUCGUAAGGAGCAGGCUGAAAAGGACUUAGUUGAAGCAGUGACUGAAGAAGAAAAGGUAAAGCACGCAAAAAGGACCGUGCGUGCGACUAAGUACCACGUUGAGUCUGCACAGCAUUUGUUAAAGGUAAUGGGAAUUCCAUAUAUGACAGCACCAAACGAAGCAGAGGGGUUCUGUGCUGCGCUGAACAUAUGUGGAGCUGUGAACGGGGUGGUCUCUGAGGACAUGGACUCCCUGGCAUUUGGAGGAAAGAUUCUUCUUCGAAACUUCUUCCCUGCUCUUAUGAAAAAGAAAUUAUCUGUGAUGGAAAUAUCUCUAGAGAUGGUUCUUAAACAGACUGGGCUAGACCAGUCAGAAUUUAUUGAUAUGUGCAUACUUUUGGGAUGUGACUACUGUCAGAAGUUAAAGGGAAUGGGCCCAAAGAAGGUAUAUGAUUUGGUACAAGAGCACCGCUCAAUAGAAAAAUUACUAGAAAACGGGAGGGUAACAAUGCCAGAAGAGGGGUGGCCAUAUAUCCAAGCAAGAGAAAUAUUCACAUCACAGGAUGCAGGCAAGCCUCCCGUUUUUUCUCUUUCUCCGCCUGAUGUAAAAGAAAUACUGCAAUUCUUAGUGGAAGAAAAUGGGUUUGACACAAAAAAAGUAGAAACCGCUAUUGAAAGGCUACAAGCACAAAAUAAAACAAAAAAACAGUCAUCUCUUCUGAUGUUUGCCAAGAAAGUGGUAUAACCAAAAAAGCUGCACUUUUCGGACCAUAUCCUUGUAUGUUUUAUAUAAAGGAUUCUUUUAGUAUGGCUAUACUGAAUAUAAAAUGAAUUAAUACAACCAAAUUUUUGUGGCUGAAGUAUUAAUAAG